AUGCCCCCUUCUCGCCAACGUGUACGCCGUUCUGCACGCUUGAAAGCCAACCCUCUAGUGCGCUGCUCCAGGUCGAUGGACGACGAAGGUCCAAACACUCGUGGACCAGCCAAACCCCCUCCAGAACAGCAUGUACCCCGCCUGACUAUCCAGUGGCAGAGCGUGUUACGGACUAGGAGCGACCGUGCUCUUACCGACAUCCUCGUCAACCAUCUCUCCACGCACCCCGCCGAUUGCAGAGUACUUUUCUACUCUGACGGCAAGAAAGCGAUGUCUGCCGUCGAUGAUGGUGCCUCGGGCUCGGACAAGGGGCAGGUGUAUGGUACCCUGGCCAAACUUAUUUUCACCGACCAUCCGAGGUACGGUCACGCGUUCGCCACCAACGCAAAGAAGUUUCGUGACGGAGUCUGCAACUGCAUCCAAACGGGGAAAUACAAGAAACUCAAGGCAUCUUUUGACAGUACUGGCGCUGGUGUGAUGCCUGGUGAAGGCACGCAAAUGAGAAAUCUUUUGGAUGCAGCGCUCUUAGAGCUCCCAUGGUAUACGGAACUGGAUGCCAUUUGGCAUUCCAAUCCGUCCAUGGCCGCGAAGACUCACUCAUCAAGACCUGGCGUCGAUCACGCCGGCGCGUUAUAUUCCUUGGUUGGACCACAUGCUGGGGCUGGUCCCCCCAUGCAACUUGACACCAGUGCCGGUCCCCCCAUGCACAUUGAUGCCAGCGCUGGUCCCAUGCAGUACCCUCAACCGCCUCCUCAAGUAUAUCCCCCGCACGAUAUCCAUCCUUCCAGCACUCCGCCCUCGCAUUACGACCAGCACUACUAUUCCCCAGCAAUGCCUUAUGCUGGGGGUUCACACGGUGAUCCCUCCAUCGAUCCAACACUGCAACAUCCUGCUCCUGCUCCCGCAUUACCCUCCACUGGCCCUUUGCCCUCCACUGGCCCUUUGCCCUCCGCUGUCCCCUUACCCUCCGCUGUCCCCUUACCCUCCGCUGUCCCCUUACCCUCCGCAGCCCCCUACAAUCAGUCCCCCCAAAUCCAUCUCCCUGGCCUUCCAACAUCAGACGAUGACAUGGACAUGGACAUGGACUUUCAAGGCACCGGUGGCCCAUUGGAUGCCCCCCUCGAAGGUGACAAGAGGGCCGAUAACUCUUCCAAAGCCGCUGGGAAGAAGCGACAACUUCCGUCGCCGUCUCCCCCUCCUGAUGUUCCUGCCGUUCCCGACGCUCCCGAACCUUUCCACAUGCCAACAGCAUCCCCAUCGUCUGUCUACAACAGCCGCUCGGUGUUUGGCCUGAAGAAGCCACCGAGCCGCGGUAGACACCGCAGGCUGCCAUCGGAUAUCUCUUUCAGCACAUCAGCGCCUUCAUCCACGACACGCAAUACUACCUCGUCGUUGGACUACCUGAUGUCCUCGACCCCCCAGACCUCGCUUCCCAACAGCGCCGGUGGCUCGAAGAAGAAGAAAGCGAAGUCAGAUGUGACGCAGCAGGUUGAGGAGGUGAAGGACGAGAUAGCGUCGAUGCAAUCCGACGCGAUGUCACGCCACGACCACAAGCACCUUCGCUUUCUCGCGAAGCUCGAGGCGAAGACCGAGCACACCCGCGACAUCAAGAAGUACGAAUACCUUCGCGCCGCCCGCGAACAUGAGACUUUCCAGGCUACCGUCAGCCAUCAGCGUCUGCAGGAGUCGAAGGAUAGCGAGAUCCGCCUUCGUGAGACCGACAUCCGAGUCUACAAAGCGCAUUCGCUUGUGCUCGACAAGGAGGCAGAGACCCUUCGACUCAAGAUCCAGUUUCAGCAAAUGAUGCAGGCGAGCAAGGGCCCAUCAUCUGAUGGAGUUGAGUGA
This is a messenger RNA of Suillus plorans, 1845 nucleotides long. RefSeq lists its product as uncharacterized. The transcript is spliced from 4 exons. Bases 1 to 1845 code for a protein of 614 amino acids. The record is from RefSeq and is a predicted model, not a curated record. Lineage: Eukaryota; Fungi; Basidiomycota; Agaricomycetes; Boletales; Suillaceae.